CCCCCGUCCCCACGCCUCCACCCCGCGCUGCCGUCCUGUCCCCUCGAUGAUGCCGGUGGCCACGGUGACGCCCACGCUGGCGGUGACAUCCAUGCCCAUGGACGGCCGCGAAUAUUCCCCCGCUGCCACCACGUCGGAGAAUGGGGGUGGGAGGCGGAAGCAGAAGGAGAAGGAGUUGGAUGAGCUGAAGAAGGAGGUCAACCUGGAUGACCAUAAGUUGUCCCUGGAUGAGCUGGGAAGGAAGUACCAGGUGGAUCUGUCCCGGGGGCUGAGCAAUGCCCGCGCUGCGGAGGUGCUGGCGCAGGACGGCCCCAACGCGCUGACCCCCCCCCCCACCACCCCCGAGUGGGUGAAGUUCUGCCGCCAGCUCUUUGGGGGUUUCUCCAUCCUGCUGUGGAUCGGAGCCAUCCUCUGCUUCCUGGCCUACGGCAUCCAGGCUGCCAUGGAGGACGAGCCCUCCAACGACAACGUGAGUGGGGGGGGACGGGGGGAAAUGGGGAUGGGGAGAAAGCAGGGACGGGGGAACAGCGGGAUGGGGAUG
Molecule: messenger RNA, 541 nt
Organism: Lagopus leucura (white-tailed ptarmigan)
Lineage: Eukaryota; Metazoa; Chordata; Aves; Galliformes; Phasianidae
Product: sodium/potassium-transporting ATPase subunit alpha-2-like
Exons: 4
Biological process (GO): proton transmembrane transport; intracellular potassium ion homeostasis; sodium ion export across plasma membrane
Molecular function (GO): P-type sodium:potassium-exchanging transporter activity
Source: RefSeq, a predicted model, not a curated record